This is a messenger RNA of Linum tenue, 270 nucleotides long. Lineage: Eukaryota; Viridiplantae; Streptophyta; Magnoliopsida; Malpighiales; Linaceae. The record is from the annotation of a GenBank genome assembly.
AUGAAGAAGAACGUGCUGGAGUUCAACGCUUCCAUCGUCGAUCGCUUCGACGAGCUCUUCGGCCGGGGAGUUUCUCUGCAGCUCAUUAGCUCCGUUCAUGGCGAUCCUCGUAAGUUUCCGUUUUUCAUCAAACCUAUAGAACUCGGGAUGGAAAUGGUGGUAGAGUUCCAUUCCUACCAGAUGUGGGAUGAAAGCAGGUUUUGCCCAAAAAAUAAAUAUUAUAUUUUUUUAUUUUUUGGUAAAAAUGAGUUGGACAUUAAAAUAGAUUAA